AUAUUUUGGUGAUUGGCGAACACAUGGACACAUUGUAUUGUCCGACUAGUCUUUAAUUUUACACUCCGCAUUAUAUAGUAUAUUAAUAUAAUCAUUAAUCAGUAAACCCUAUCCCCCAGUCUCUAUUUAGUAUUAAUUAAUUACAUUAUACUACAUAAUAAUUUAUUUAUAAUGUCAGAAAAAGAAGUAUCCGUACGUGGUAUGCCCAAAUGUGGACGAUUUUGGAAAACACCUAAAACCAAAUUUUCGUCCAUGAACAAAACAAAGGGUUUAAAGUUGUCUUUUGAACGUAAACAAAAACUAAGAGAAGAUAUAAAAAAAACUAGAGAGUUAUCUAGAGCCUUGAUUAAUGAAAGAAAUGCAGAAAAUGAGGCUAGGAAAGAACGACGACGUGAAAAUAUCAAACGACGCGCAGAAAAUCAAAGAAAAUCUGAAAUUGUUCAAGUGAUUAAGAAUCCUGCCAAAAUCAAAAGAAUGAGGAAAAAGGCAAUGAGGCAAAUUGAAAAAAGAGAUACAUUAAAUAUCAAAUAAUAUUCUAAUUUUUGAAAUAUAACUAAUUGUAAUAUAAAAUAUACUUUAAAUAUAAUUUUUCAAUUUA
Molecule: messenger RNA, 598 nt
Organism: Metopolophium dirhodum (rose-grain aphid)
Lineage: Eukaryota; Metazoa; Arthropoda; Insecta; Hemiptera; Aphididae
Product: coiled-coil domain-containing protein 86
Exons: 3
Coding region: 172-531 (119 amino acids)
Cellular component (GO): nucleolus
Source: RefSeq, a predicted model, not a curated record